Fonsecaea multimorphosa CBS 102226 is the source of this 1467-nucleotide messenger RNA. RefSeq lists its product as uncharacterized. The record is from RefSeq and is a predicted model, not a curated record. The transcript has a single exon. Bases 1 to 1467 code for a protein of 488 amino acids. NCBI's taxonomy places the organism in Eukaryota, Fungi, Ascomycota, Eurotiomycetes, Chaetothyriales, Herpotrichiellaceae.
AUGCCAAAGGUCAGAGUUUUCUUCGUCGACUGCCACCCGAAACGCCCAUGGAGAGAUCGUGAGCUGGACGAUGCUGAGCGCAGGGCUCAUGCUGCCCGAGAGACACACAGGAAAAGGGAUGUUGAGAGGCACAGACUUCAGUCGCGCCAUGUCACUUCUCCAACCAGUCAGACGAUCCUACAUGGGGCAGAUCCUUUCGACACAACAUCUGUCAAAAUCGACAAUACUGUAGCCGGCUUGCUCCACUACUAUGUCUACUUUUACCAUCCCACGCUGUGGCCCAACGAAAUGGCGGUCCUUCGGCAGGGUCUCUACACGUUCCAAAACGCAGUCAACUCCAUUAUGCGAACGGUCGUCGAAGACAGGCUCACCAUGUACUGUCUUCUAAGCGCGGCGGCUUGUCGACUGCAGUUCGUCGAUCGGCUUCCCUGCACGCUGGUGGCAGGAAAGGAUGGCCACUACAUGCGCAACGCCCUCCAGUUACUGCGCUCUCGGAUUGACACCCACUGUCUGCAGACCUCCGAACAGCUGAGACAGCUACUGAUCUGCAUCAUGUUUUUGACGUCAGCCGAGUGCUACCGCGACGACGUGUCGGCAGCCCAAACACAUCUGCGGGCCGCUGUCGGCCUCUUGGAACGGAAUGGCGGGCUCGUGUCCAUCCAGGACGAGAACUUGCGCGGCCAGCUCGCCAUGAGCGAUCUAUAUCUCGCCUGCGUCGAGCUCAAACCUUGUCUGUUUACUUGUGACUACGACCCAGGCCCAGCCAGCGUUCUUGCACUGAAGGCUCACGAAUUGUCCUCUGCCCAGUGCGAGACUGUCGCCGCUUCACUGCUAGACAGAGGCAUGCGGAUAGUGCCUUUGGAGCUGAGACUAGUGAUCGAACAGUUGUAUGAGUCGUACAGCGUCAAGAGUCGCCUCCAGACUUCCGCCAUGUCAGCGUCACGAGCUAUGGAGGUCACUCACUGGAUCACCACACGAAACAUGGCGAUCAGGAACAGGCUGCUGGCACUCACCACCCAUGAUCCUCGAGCCCACGCUCUAAGGACAGCAAUCAUCAUGUGGACCUUGCUCGCGAUGAACGUGACGGGGCGUGCAAAAACCGUCAAAGUCAUGGCGCCACUGCUGAGGAGCAUCCUCAUGCAAAUCCCAACGCCGCUUGGCUGGGCUGGCGAAGAAGACAUCAGAGCGUGGAUUCUGAUCGUCGGCUUCUCGUGCGCCGGCGAUGGAAGCGACGUGGCCGAGUGGUUCGCAGAGCAGGUGUCUGGCUGUGCCAGCAGCCGGUCACUUAACUACUUGAAGGACCCAUUGCAGUGUCGUCAGGACGCCGACCGCGUUCUGGCCGAGAGACUCGAAACGUUCCAGCGACGAGGCUUCUUCUUUGACGCGCCUGUGCAGAGGUCGCGAACCCGGCGACUCGCCCACGCGAUCAGCACUAGCUUCUGGGCCAGGCUGGCCUGGAGGAGAUGA